Messenger RNA from Periophthalmus magnuspinnatus, 1964 nucleotides. RefSeq names its product phosphodiesterase 9aa (gene pde9aa). Gene Ontology annotation, biological process: cGMP catabolic process. NCBI's taxonomy places the organism in Eukaryota, Metazoa, Chordata, Actinopteri, Gobiiformes, Gobiidae. Gene Ontology annotation, molecular function: 3',5'-cyclic-GMP phosphodiesterase activity. The record is from RefSeq and is a predicted model, not a curated record. The transcript has 19 exons. The coding region runs from base 234 to 1763 and encodes 509 amino acids.
UAUCAAACACCACCGCGCACACCACAGCGAAACAACCGCUCCAUCUGCGCGGUUUUGUUUUUUGUUUUUUUUUUAUUUGCACGACAAACUACCGGAUCUGCGCCAGGGAUCCACGGCAGGGUCCGAGCUCCGCGCUGAGAGGAGAGCGGGGGACGGUCAUGUUGUGUGGCCGCUGACAGUGCGUCUCUCUCGGGGUCAGAAGUGUUGAGGAGCUCCGCGCGGGGGGGACAGCGAUGGGAUCCGCUUCCUCGUCGUACCGCGUCAUCUACCUAGACGUGGACGGACGCAUCCAGAAGUUGGUGUUCAGCAGAUAUUGCAGCCCCUGUGACAUCAGAGAGCUGUUCUGCACGGCUCUGGGACUGCCUAGGAAUACUAACCUGUCUCUGCUGGACUCUACCGGAGCUAUGGUCUCCAUCGACCCCACCAUGCCCCACAACACAGAGCGGUCUGCAUACAAAGUGGUCCCUCUGGGUGGAGGACAGCUGGCAGAUAAGGAGGAGCUCUUCCAAAAUGUGCUGACUCAGGUGGCUGAGCAGUUCUCAAGGGCAUUCAAGAUCAACGAGCUGAAGACAGAGGUGACCAACCGCCUGGCCAUGUUGGAGAAGCGUGUGGAGUUGGAGGGGAUGAAGGUGGUGGAGAUAGAGAAGUGCAGAAAUGACAUAAAAAAACUUCGAGAGGAGAUGGCAUCACGGAACACCAGUAACUUCCUGGAGGACAAUAAGAAGCUGACCCCACGCAGAGAUGUGCCUUCGUAUCCAAAGUACCAUCUGUCCAAGGAGACAGUGGAAGCCCUGAGGCUGCCCACGUUUGACGCCUGGCAGUGGGAGCCCAACGAGAUGUUGAGCUGUCUGGAGCACAUGUACCACGAUCUGGGUCUUGUCAAGGACUUUAACAUAAACCCCAUCACCCUCAAGCGUUGGCUGCUGUGUAUCCAUGACAACUACAGGAACAACCCCUUCCACAACUUCAGGCACUGCUUCUGCGUCACCCAGAUGAUGUACAGCAUGAUCUGCCUGUGCAAUCUGCAGGAGAAGUUCACGCAGGUGGACAUUCUGAUCCUGAUGACAGCUGCAGUGUGCCACGACCUGGAUCAUCCUGGAUUCAACAAUACGUACCAGAUAAACGCACGUACAGAGCUAGCAGUGCGCUACAAUGACAUCUCACCUCUGGAGAACCACCACUGCGCUGUGGCCUUCCAGAUCUUCUCCCAGCCAGACUGUAACAUCUUCUCCAGCUUUGACCCUGAGGCCUUCAAGCAGAUCCGACAGGGGACCAUCACGCUGAUUCUGGCCACAGACAUGGCUCGUCAUGGGGAGAUCCUGGACUCCUUCAAACAGAAGGUGGACAACUUUGACUACUCAGACGAGGAGCACGUCACCUGUCUGAAGAUGGUGCUGAUCAAAUGCUGCGACAUCUCCAACGAGGUACGGCCCAUGGAGGUGGCUGAGCCCUGGGUGGACUGCCUGCUCGAGGAGUACUUCAUGCAGAGUGACCGGGAGAAGACGGAGGGCCUCCCUGUGGCUCCCUUCAUGGACCGAGAGAAAGUGACCAAACCCACAGCUCAGAUCGGCUUCAUCAAGUUUGUGCUCAUCCCCAUGUUUGAGACCGUCAUGAAGCUGUUCCCUCAGAUCGAGGAGGCCAUGGUGCAGCCUCUCAGAGAGUCCAGAGACCGCUAUGAGGAACUCAAGCAGAUCGACGACGCCAUGAAUGAGGUGCAGAAGAAGAAGAGCGAGAACCUCACCAUGGGAAGCAAGAAGAAGUGAGAGUGACGAGCACAGUGAAUGUAGAGGGAGGACGUGCCUUGUGAUCAGAGACCAGGGAACAGAAACCAGGGACCAGACCUGUGCUCCGUCGGACAGCCUCAGGACCGCCUCAGGAACCCCUUCACCUGUUUGUUUUUUUACACUUUGUACAGAUUUUUAGUGACUUGAUCUUUGCUACAAAAAUAAAGUUUUGUCAAAAAA